CUCUAAACGCUUCGUUUUUCACAGUUGUGCAGUUCCGGAAUUUCAGGAAUUUGGGUUGUUCGUCUACUCAGCCUCCCUGCUGUACUGAACUCAAGGUUUUCAGCUACUAAAAGGUUUAGUUCGAGUUCAAAAUGUCUCAAGCAGAGAAACUGAAGCAGGGACAGUUUACAAACCCAGAGACUCCUGGCUAUGUGGGAUUUGCAAAUUUACCAAAUCAGGUGCACCGGAAAUCAGUGAAAAAGGGCUUUGAGUUCACUCUCAUGGUGGUGGGCGAGUCAGGUUUGGGGAAGUCCACUCUGAUCAACAGCUUGUUCCUCACUGAUCUCUACCCUGAGAGAGUCAUUCCUGGUGCUGCAGAGAAAAUUGAGCGCACAGUGCAGAUCGAGGCCUCUACGGUGGAGAUUGAGGAGCGUGGAGUGAAACUUCGUCUUACUGUUGUCGACACGCCUGGAUAUGGAGAUGCCAUCAACAGCCAGGACUGUUUCAACACCAUUAUCUCAUACAUUGAUGACCAGUUUGAGCGGUACCUGCAUGAUGAGAGCGGACUAAACCGCAGGCACAUCGUUGACAACCGGGUGCACUGCUGCUUCUAUUUCAUUUCCCCUCUGGGUCACGGGCUGAAGCCUCUAGAUGUCCAGUUCAUGAAGGCCAUUCACAACAAAGUGAAUGUUGUUCCUGUUAUUGCUAAAGCAGAUACACUGACCCUGAGGGAAAGAGAGAGACUCAAGCGCAGGAUUUUGGAUGAAAUCGAUGAGCAUGGCAUUAAAAUCUAUCACCUCCCUGAUGCUGAGUCAGAUGAGGAUGAAGAUUUCAAAGAGCAGACAAGGAUUCUCAAGGCCAGCAUACCAUUUGCAGUGGUGGGAUCCAACCAGCAGAUUGAGGCUAAAGGGAAGAAGGUGAGAGGGCGUUUGUAUCCGUGGGGUGUGGUGGAGGUGGAAAACCCUGAACACAACGACUUCCUGAAACUUCGCACCAUGCUAAUCACCCAUAUGCAGGACCUGCAGGAGGUGACUCAGGACCUUCAUUACGAGAACUUCCGCUCAGAACGCCUCAAACGGGGUGGCAGGUUGUCCUCCCAUGGUUACAUUCUGCCUCUGUCGCCUGCGAAGGGUCCAGAGCCAGAAGAAAUGGACAAAGACAUGAUCUUGCAGGAGAAGGAGGCUGAGCUGAGGCGGAUGCAAGAGAUGAUCGCUAAGAUGCAGGCACAGAUGCAGAAGCAUGGAGAUGGCGACGGAGAUGGCCCACACCAGUGAGGAACACGAUGCUGACCUGUUAUUUGAGCGUGGCCCAGUCAAAAACAGAACACUAAAAGAGGAAGUGAUGCUAAAUUUUGAGGAGAAGUGGAGACUGGUCCUUAACUCACCAUGCUUGCCAUUUUCUUAGUUUCUUUCACUCUUAUAUGAAUUAAUGUUUUUUUGUAAGCAGUAUUAAUGGUUGUUUUUUUUUGUGUAUAUAAUCAGAUGCUGUUUCAAAUUUUUAUUUGUUUCCCAAUACAUUGUGAUGCCAGUAACCAAAAUGAAGAACACCUAUCAGUUGAAGUUAAGAGGAUAGUUCACCCAAAAAUGAGAAUUCUCUUAUCAUUUAUUCAUCCUAUUGCCAUUCCAGAUGUGUAUGAUUCUCUUUCUUCUGCAGAACACAAAUGAAGAUUGUAGAAGAAUAUCUCGGCUCUGUAGGUCCAUUCAAUGCAAGUGAAUGGGUUCCAAAAUUUUGAUGCUCCAAAAAGUACAUAAAGGCAGCAUAAAAGUAAUCCAUAUGAUUCCAAUAUUUUAAUCCAUAUCUUCAGAAGUGAUAUGAUGUGUGGGUGAAAAACAGAUUAAGAUUUAAUUCCAUGCUAGAAAUUCUUCUCCUUGCACAGUAGGGGACGUAUGCAUGAAGAAUGUGAAUCACCAAAAACACAAGAAGAAAGUGAAAGUUAGUGGAGAUUGACUGAUCAGGCAGGGUGAAUUUGUAGUAAAAAUGGACUUAAAUAUUGAUCUAUUUCUCACCCACACCUAUCAUAUUGCUUCAGAAGACAUUGAUUUAACCAUCAAAGUCGUAUGGAUUACUUUUAUGCUGACUUGUGUGAUUUUUAUUUUUAUUUUUUAUUUUUUUAUUUUUUGGAGCUUCACAAUUUUGGCAUCCAUUCACUUACAUUGUAUGGGCCAAAAGUGCAAAAUCUUAAUUUGUGUUCUGCUGAAAAAAGUCAUUCAUAUCUGGGAUGGCAUAAGGGUCAGUAAAUAAUUAAUACAUUUUCUUGUUUGGGUGAACAAUCCCCUUAACUCUGUGAACUACACAGAGCAAUUUACAUUUUCUGUUACAAAAGCCAAAUGCUGCUGGGAAAGGACCUCUGAAGGUCUUUUAUAUUAUACCAUCUAGCUAAAAACACUGAAAAGCAGCUGAAUUUGAGUGUCAUGGUAGCGGCUGUUAUAUCAUGUUUGUGUUUUUUUUUUUUUUUUUGCUAGAGAGAUUGCUGCUCUCCUGUUCAGGAGUUUUCUGAAGUGCUUUUCUCUUCCCUGCAUGAAGACGCCUUUAAUUACAUGUGCAAUUCUGUUGAAUGGCCUUUAGAAAGCAAAAACAGACAUACUGUGACUCAUGAUCCAUUUUGUGUAAUUUCAAAUGAAGGAGAACAGGCUGUUCUCUGAAGUACAGUAAAUCCUCAUUUUAGUGAUUUUAUUGAUACUGUAAUGUAUUUAAUAUCAGACUUUGGUCUGAGUGCAGUGUGGUGAUUUUCUGUUGCAUACAUUCAAAUAUGCUGUCGUGCUCAUUGACCUUGUCGCACGCCCAGUUUUUACCUCCUUCCAGGUUCUGUGGUUACAAUUCUUUAUUUUAGCUCACUCAUGUGCUUGAAGCAGAUUUAUUUCUGUUUCAUAAAUAAUUUGAUGAAGAUGUUUAAAUGAAGGAAUAUCUGAAAUGUGGGAUUUUAUCUGUUACACAAAGGCAAACAUCUCAUCAAGACUGCUAUACCCCACUGUUGGUCCUGUAAACGUUUAUCAACAUUCCAGUUUUAAGGUUUCACUUAAACUUCAAACUAUUAUUGUCUAUCUUCUCUUAAUAAAGUUUUAUAUUGAAACAGUUUUAGAAAUAGUGUUUUAUUCCUUUUUAGGACUUAUCAAAGUGGUUGCCAGUUUUGGUUACCACAAACAUGGCCACUAGAGGUCCUGACAAAUCCUCACACAUGGAGGAAAUCAUCCUAAGAAUAAAAAUCCUUGCAAACAAUUUAAGGAAACACAUUUGCACACAUUACUCUGGCUCCAUCUGAAUUUACGUAUCUAAAAAUGUUUUUCUAACAUGAAAAAAAUUCUGAAGUCAAAAGCGCAGCAGUAAGAGUUUAGGUGUCUUGACAUGUUGACUGUACAUGGAUUAACAGGCUUGAACUCACGGAGUUCUUCCUGUCUGAGGACAGUUUCUGACAAGAAUGAUGUCAAGCACAACUUCAAUGAGACCUUCACGUUAGCGUCAAAUUAGAUUUUUAAGCCUCGUCGUCAUUCCCAUUAAAAAGCAAAGAUGGCGCUAGCGUGAAUAAGUUCUCAUUGAAGUUGUGCUUGACAUUACUCUUAUCACACACUGUCCUCACAGAUGUCCAACAGAAAUCAGGCCAGGGAUAUGAUUGAAAAGCUGAAAUUUGGCAGCAGCAGGCACAUAACUACACACUGACUGUUACAAAUAAGAAAUAAAGCAAUACAUUUAGUGAGGUUUCUCAGCAAUAAGUGAAAAAAUAAAUCUACUGGCCCAUGGAUCAAGACAAAAUACAUACAGUUGAAGUCAGAAGUUUACAUACACCUUAUCCAUAUACAUUUAAACUCAGUUUUUCAAAAUUCCUGACAUUUAAUCACAGAAAACAUUGCCUGUCUUAUGUCAGUUAGGAUCACUACUUUAUUUUAAGAAUGUGAAAUGUCAGAAUAAUAGUAGAGAGAAUGACUUAUUUCAGCUUUUAUUUCUUUCAUCACAUUCCCAGUGGGACAUAAGUUUACAUACACUUUGUUAGUAUUUGGUUGCAUUACCUUUUAAAUUGUUUGUACUUGGGUCAAACAUUUUGGGUAGCCUUCCACAAGCUUCUCACAAUAAGUAGCUGGAAUUUUGGCCCAUUCCUCCAGACAGAACUGGUGUAACUGAGUCAGGUUUGUAGGCCUCCUU
Myxocyprinus asiaticus (Chinese sucker) is the source of this 4113-nucleotide messenger RNA. Its product is annotated as septin-2B. Gene Ontology annotation, cellular component: septin ring; cell division site; microtubule cytoskeleton. The record is from RefSeq and is a predicted model, not a curated record. Gene Ontology annotation, biological process: regulation of exocytosis; cilium assembly; cell division. The transcript is spliced from 13 exons. Bases 132 to 1253 code for a protein of 373 amino acids. Gene Ontology annotation, molecular function: molecular adaptor activity; GTP binding; GTPase activity. NCBI's taxonomy places the organism in Eukaryota, Metazoa, Chordata, Actinopteri, Cypriniformes, Catostomidae.